Molecule: messenger RNA, 4662 nt
Organism: Closterium sp. Naga37s-1
Lineage: Eukaryota; Viridiplantae; Streptophyta; Zygnematophyceae; Desmidiales; Closteriaceae
Source: the annotation of a GenBank genome assembly
AUGUCUUAUUUUCACGCGCUCCGCAACCGAUUACACCGCUCGCACAGCAAGGACUCGUCGCUGUCCUGCUGCGGCAAACGCGCGAUCCAGAAUAUAGUGUUUCGAGGCCCUGUCUUCGCCGUCCUUCUCGCGCUAUGGCUGCUCUCGGGCGUGGCCUUCGCGGCGUGGCUCUGCUACUCGACGCACGCGACGUACCUCGGCGAUCGCUACCGCCGCCUCGACACGUGGUGCUACGAGCGCGCCAAGCUCUUCGAGCAACACACGCUCACCACCGUCAGCCAGAUACGGACUCUGGCGGGGCUGGUGUCGGUGAUGGGCAAGCCAAGGGGCCAUGGCAACUGGACGUGGGACAGGUGUCUCACGGAGCAGCGCUGGGCCGCCUAUCUUAACAACACCAGCUACUCCCGACCCGGCAACACGGGCGCCAUGGUCUGCCUCUUCGUUACAGAUGCAGAGAGGCCUGCCUUUGAGCGGUUCUACGGCGGCCCCAUUCUCGACUUCAGCAUGUCGCCGCGGCAGCAGCACCCUCUGUACUGCCCCAGGCUGCUAGAGGUGCACUCGUAUUGGAAACCCCAUCUGCUAGUGGACCUCAUGCAGCGCGGCGGUGACGAGCUCGCCUUCCUGCGCAGGACGGGAGACAACAUCUUCACCCGUGUCAUGCCCGUCGGAAACGUGUCCCUCAACCUCACCGGCUUCACCAUCGGGUUCCCCAUCUUGCAGCAUGCGCUGCCACCGAAUCCCACGGAGCAGCAGGCGGAGGAGGCGGUGCUGGGAGCAGCUGGGGCGAAUGUGGACGUCGUGAUGAUCGCCCGCAAUGUGCUGCAAAACGUGUUCGCACCAGACCCCAGCAUCACAUUCGAGGUGUAUGAUACCACGGACCCUCAAGGCCUCACAAUGAUCUACGGCCCGGGCCCACGCCUCGUGUACUACCGCGAGCAUGACAUGCUUCCCAUCACCGACAUCUCGCCCCCCAAUGUCACGCGCCCCUGGGAGGAGCGCUCUGUGGUGCCGCUCGACCUGCUUGGGGGCCGCCUGCGGCGCUACCAAGUGUGGUGCCGCUACGUCGAGGCGCCAAGCGCAUGGCUCUCCUGGUGUGUGCCGUUCCUGUGGGCGGCACUUGCUCUCGUGGUGACGGCACUGAUAGCAGCUGUGGCGUGGCAGCAGCGGGUGGGGUACGUGCGCAGCGAGGAGAGCAUGGCAGCGGCGGACCAGUUGAGAGCGAAGGCGAGGGCAGCGGAGCGCUCGAAGAGCUCGUUUGUGGCGUCCAUGUCGCACGAGCUGCGCACGCCCAUGCUCGGCAUCGUGGGGCUGCUCGAUGCUCUCGAGGACCGCCGCCUCUCUGCCGCCCAGCUGCAGGACGUGCGGUCGGCACGCACUGCAGCGUACGACACGGUGCGCCUCGUCAACCGCGUGCUCGACCUCUCCAAGCUCGAGGCGCGCCGCAUGGCGCUCUGCUGCUCGCCCUUUGAGCCGCGCGCGUGGCUCGAGGAGGUCGUGCUGGGCUAUUGUGCGCGGGCAAGCCACAAGGGCAUCGAGGUGGCAGGCAUGGUGGACACGGGAGUGCCUGCAGUGCUUCACAUGGACACCAUGCGACUCGCUCAGGCGCUCAAAGAGCUCAUAGACAACGCCAUGUGCUACACAGCCCGUGGGCAUGUGCUGGUGCGAGCGUCCGUGUGCCCUGCUGCUACCUCGCUUGAGGACUUUCUCCACCACCACCUCUACGCCCCGCCCCACCCCUCUCCCCCUCCUCCUCCGCCUCGCCGCCCCUGGUUCGUCUCCUGGUUGGCCUACCUCCACUUGCAGCUGGGUCGGCUCUUCAGUGCAGCCACUGCGACGUGCUGGGGGGAGCAGGAGCCGCCAGAUGAGGGUGAUGAUGGUGAUGAGGAUUCCUCACAACUUGCCAUGCUGGGAGAGGAGGAGCAAGAGGGGGAGGCGAGUGGCGAGGGUGAAGGAGACGGUGAAGGGGACGAUGCCAGGUGGAGCAGCGGUGGAGAGGAGAUGCAGCUGGUGCUGUCGUGUGCCGACACGGGCUGUGGGUUUAACUCCACGGGGGAGGAGCUCUCAGAGUUCAAGGGGCGAUCGGAGAGUGGAGGAGCAGGCCUGGGGCUUGUGCUCGGGCACCAGCUGGUGGCCCUCAUGGGCGGUCGCGUUGCCUGCCUCUCCCACCCCGGCACCGGCUCCACCGUCGCUUUCUCCGUGCCCUUAGCCCGAACCCGCUGCUCCCCACCCCCUGCUUCCCCUGCUCCCCCCACUACUGCUCCUGCUGCUGCCACUACUCCUGCUGCUGAGGCAUUCGGGAGAGAGGAGGGCGGGACAGAAGAGCGGGGCGUGAGGUCGGCAGGGAAGGGAUGGAGAUGUGGCCUGUGGUUGGGGGGUAAGGGCGGGCGUGGCAGCAGAUUCAUGAGGUGGAGCUGCCUGCAACUGUUGGAUGCUCGGCAGGCGGGCAGUGCCAUGCAGGGCAGGCGGGAGAAUGAGCCGUGCAGAGCGGAGGCGGGGGGGCAUGCAGGGUGCACGAGGGGCGUUGGGGGAGUGGCUGUGGGCGUGGUGGGGCCGGAAGGCAGCACGAGGGAGCUCACGGCGCUCAUGCUGGCGGGUCUCGGAGCACACGUGCACUUGCUGCCCCGCCCUUUGGAUUGCCCGCACGCUGCUGACGCCCGUGUUGCUGAGGGGGGGUCAAGCAAUGCGGAGGGGAGCUGCGAGGAUGCAGCGAGGGCACAGGGGGAGGCGGAGGAGAUGAGAGAUGGCGCGUGCAGAGAGAGUGGCUUGUGUGGUCAGACGGACGGAGGGAUCAGGGAGGACGGGGGAGAGGGAGGUGGUGCUGGCGAGAGAAGGGAUGGAGAAGAGGGUAGGGAGGGGAUGCCAUGCGUGGUGGUGGUGAAUGAGGAGGACCUGUGGUGGCAGCGGGGCGGCCGAGCAGCAGCAGACAUGCGCUGGGUCAGGGACAGUGAGGCUGCCACGAAGCAGGAGGAUUCCCAGUGUCGGCGGACCGGGCAGCAGGGUGGGCAGGAGGGUGGGGGCAGAGGGGCGGGUGUGGUGGCGCUGGCGCCGGGGGAGGCUGCAGCAUGGCAGGCAGCAGCAGUGGGGCUUGUGAGGCGCUGCAUGGCAGCACACAGGGGUGGGGGGAGAGCUGCGCUGGGUGGAGGAAGAUGGGUAGACGGGGAAGAAACGAACGAAGAGGGAGUGGGGGGAGGGGAUGGAUGGGCAGGGAGGGGGAGAGGGGUGAGCCCCACAGCAGAGAGGCAACCUUGCUGGGAUAGGGUGGCAGGGAUCGUCAUUCUCGCUGCGUACACUGCUGGAUCCAGAAGGGACGAGGAAGAGGGAGGGGGUGAGGGGGAGUGGGAGAAUAGGGGGAACGGGGGAGAUGAGGGUGACGAGGUGGAGGAGAGAAAAACUGCAGGAGGAGGAGAGGAGGAGGAUGAGGCGUGCAAUGAUGAGGGAGGGGCAGGGAGCAUUGGGAGACCAGGACAGGCAUCCCCCGGCCGCUGCACCGCCCCUUUAGCCUCGUCAUUACCUGGCACUGCGUCUGGCAGUGCUACUUCUGCUACUGCUGCUCCCCGUGUGGUGGUGUGUUGCCGCCCGCUGCUCUCCCACCGCCUGCACCACGCCGUCCAGAUAGCAGCAUUUGGAGUGGGUUCCAAUAAUGCAUGGCACGGCAGUACAGGGUGCAAAUGGCAGGAUAGCCCUGAGCCUGCCCGGCAAUCACAGCAGGGCAGGCCACAGGAGAGUGGUAAGGAGAGGUCAGAGCAGCCAAGCUCAGGCAGACAUUGGAAUGAAGAGAAGGGCAAUGGGCCGCAGCAGGGUGGCAGCAGCAGGGAUGAGACUGGGGUUGAUGCAGGGUGCGGCGAGGCCCGGCAGGGUGGCAGUGUUCGGGGUGAGAUGCGUGGGUGUGGUUUUGAGAACACGAGUGCGCGUACAGUGGUGGUGAGGAGCGUGAGUGAGCAUGGUGCAAGCCUGGCAGGAGCUCAGCCUUCUAGCUGCAUGGCAAGUCGGAGGGCAGGAGCAGCGGGGGCACUGGAAGCGGCAGCCGGAGCGCCAGGAGGGGGGGCAGGGGCGGCAGGGGGGGUGGUGGCGGGGUGGCGCGUGCUGGUGGUGGACGACACGGCAGUGAACCUGCUGGUGGCCCGCCGCACUCUCACCCGCUGCGGCGCCACCGUCAGCACGGCGGGCAGCGGGGAGGAGGCGGUGCGGCGUGUGGCGGCGGCUGUGAGUGCGGCAAGCGAUGGCGCGACAAGCGAUGGCAGCGCUGAGCUGGAUGUGGUGCUCAUGGACCUGCAGAUGCCCGCCAUGGACGGGUUUAUGACAACAGAGGCGAUACGCGAGCUCGAGAAGGCUGCAGGUCACACCCCAUCAUCUCGAGAAGAAGGAACUGACGGUGGUGCAGAAACAGGCUCGCAGGGUGGUGCUCCCUCGCACCCAUUGCCUCCAGUCACCACGCUGACACGAGUGCCCAUACUGGCUCUCACAGCAGAUGUGGAUGCUCACAUCACGCGGCGAUGCCUUGCCAGUGGCUUUGAUGGCAUUCUGCAGAAGCCCAUUGACCCCAAGCAGCUCGCCAAUCUAAUGCUACGGAUAGAAAUGCCUCCCCGAUUGGGACCCCUACGAGCAAUUUCACAUCCGACAACAUUGUCGUCGUUUGCAGCACCGACAUUUGGAUCCCAUUGA